Molecule: messenger RNA, 1608 nt
Organism: Puccinia triticina
Lineage: Eukaryota; Fungi; Basidiomycota; Pucciniomycetes; Pucciniales; Pucciniaceae
Exons: 13
Coding region: 1-1608 (535 amino acids)
Molecular function (GO): monooxygenase activity; heme binding; oxidoreductase activity, acting on paired donors, with incorporation or reduction of molecular oxygen
Source: RefSeq, a predicted model, not a curated record
AUGAACAAUUUUGCUGACAUGAUUUUCGCUACCUGGGCAGCCACAACAGGGCCUAUCAUAGCCAUCGGAACCAGCAAGAGAAAGGACUCGAAGUUCACCGACAUCCCGGGAUGGCCUAUAAUCGGACAGAUUCCCGCAGUGAUUUCGAAUUUCUCACAUCCUCUCGAAUUGGGGAUGAAGAGACACUUGAGGUUUGGACCAGGCUGGAGUGUGACGAUGCCUGGGCUGAGGCUGGUAGAUGUCAGCAAGCCUGAAUGGCUCGAGCACAUCCAGAAAACAAAUUUUAACAAUUAUGUCAAGGGUACUCGUUUCCACUCGGUAAUGACUGAUGUCUUUGGAAAUGGCAUCUUUGUCACUGACGGCCCGCAAUGGAAAAGCAGUCGGCAAAUUUUAGCACCUCUUUUUACUGUCAAAGCUUUCAAGGCUUGCAUAUCACCGACCCUCAGAGUCAAUCUUGACAGCUUACUCGAAGGCAUGGAGCUUGCUUCCGAGGUUCGGCCGACAGUGGAUCUUUGUGACUUCCUGUUCAAGUUCACAUUGAACUUCAUUGUAUACGCGACCUUGGGGAAAGAUAUGGGUCAACUCGACCAUCUUCAUAUUCCUUCGAUCCGGCCUUCAGCCCCCUCGCCAGAUUCCAUGUUUGUUGAUGCAUUCGAUUUCGCUCAAAACCAGCUCGACUUUCGAUUUUCGAUCAUCACUCUUUGGAAAGUCUUCGAAAAAGUUAAUGUACGCUUAGGAAGGAAGAUUAGGUCUGCAUGUGAGACUCUUCACCAAUACGCCUCCUCGUUAAUCGACGAACGGCUGGCCAGCUAUGAUCAAGACGCCCAAAGGUAUCACGAGACCCCAACCGAUCUCCUGGGAUUUUCCAUCAAAAUUCGCAAGGAGAUGGGUGGUGAGUUGGGUCAGGAAGAGUUGAAAGAUGCCUUCUUGAACCUCAUUAUUGCUGGUCGAGAUAGUACUGGGGAAGCUCUUACAUGGGCGUUUUACCACCUACUGAUGAACAAGGAUCUUGUGGCUAAGAUAAGGGAGGAAGCCAGUGAAAUCACCGGUAAAGAUAGAGCCGGUCAGGUCACGUAUGCGAAUAACAAGGAAUUCAAAUGGGCGCAUGCAGUUGUCCUGGAAACUCUUAGGCUACAUCCAAGUAUACCCAAAAAUGUUAGAUUCGCUCUCAAGGCAGAUCGAAUCCCCGGAGGGCCAGUAAUCGAGGCAGGUGAUGCUGUUAGGUGGAGUGAUUGGGCAAUUGGUCGAGAUCCUGAGGUUUGGGGAGAAGAUUGCCUGGAGUUUCGGCCGGCUAGAUGGAUCGAUGAGAAUGGAAAUAUCAAGCAGUUCAGCCAGUUCAAGUUCCACACCUUCAACGGAGGUCCAAGGGUUUGCUUGGGUAUGAACUUUGCCAUCUUUCAGUGUGUCUCUCUGAUCGUGGAGGUUUUCCAUAACUUUGAACUCGAGUUCGCCUCAGACUGGCUACAGCAGGUCCAGAAAUCACCUAUCAUCGGUGACUUUUCCACUUCAUCUAAUCUAUACCAGACACCCCAUUAUAAGCCCUCACUUACGCUGCCAAUGUCACAGCCAAUGAUAGUGACCAUCAAGUCCUACCAUGGUGACAACUAA